CUGCUGCCCGCGCUGAUUCUGCUGCUGGCCUCUUCCGGACUGGCAGUUCCUUGUGUCUCUGGUGGUUUGCCUAAACCUACAAAUAUCACCUUCUCAUCUAUCAACAUGAAGAAUGUGCUGCAUUGGAAUCCACCAGAGGGUCUACGUGGAGUUGAAGUCACAUACACUGUGCAGUAUUUCAUAUAUGGGCAGAAGCAAUGGCUGAGUGUAUCUGAGUGUAGAAACAUCAGCAGGACCUACUGCGAUCUUUCUGCUGAGACUUCAGACUAUGAGCAUCAGUACUAUGCCAAGGUGAAGGCCAUUUGGGAAACCAAGUGUUCUGAAUGGGCUGAAACGGGACGGUUCUAUCCGUUCUUAGAAACACAAGUUGGUCCACCAAAGGUUGCCCUGACACCUGGUCAGAAGGUCAUCUCUAUUGUACUGACAGCACCAGAGAAGUGGCAAAGAAAUCCCAAAGAUGACACUGUUUCUAUGCAACAAAUAUACUCCAAUCUGAAGUACAACGUGUCUGUGUAUAACACUAAAUCAAGAAGAAUGUGGUCCCAAUGUAUCACCAACAGCACACUUGAGCUCAGCUGGCUGGAACCGAGCACACUGUAUUGUGUCCAUGUGGAGUCACUUGUCCCAGGGCCCCCUCGCCUCACUCUGCCUUCUCAGAAGCAAUGCAUCAGUACUUUGGAAGAUCAAAAGUCAGCACUGAAGGUUAAGGUCAUCUUCUGGUAUGUCUUACCCACAUCUGUUAUCAUAUUUCUUUUUUCUGUGAUGGGCUACUCAGUUUACCGAUACAUCCACGUUGGCAAACAAAAGCACCCAUCAAAUCUGAUUUUGAUUUAUGAAAAUGAAAUUAAAAGAUUCUUUGAGCCUACCGAAACAAUUAUGCUUAAUUUUAUCACCCUCAAUAUGUUGGAUGAUUCUAAAAUUUCUCAAAAGGAUAUGAGCUUACUGGAAAAAAGCAGUGACAUCUACUGCCUUAAUGACCUUGAGCUCGGUGGGAGCCAGCAGCACCCUCUGGCAGAGGUGGAGGGACCACACUUGGGAUACUCUUCACAUUUGAUGGACAUUGUCUGUGAUGCUGAGCAAAGCGACAGCAAUGCUUGCCUAACUGAGUGCCAGUGGUUUAGCAGCACCAUGCCCACAGGGGCGGCAGACACUGACCCUGAGUACAGUGUCCCAGCUGAUCUUUACAGGGAAGCUGAAGACCACCAGUUCUGUGGCCAGGGAGAGGUACCCAGAACAGGGACAUUAUCUGAGCCACAGGUCGCUUUAGCAAACUUAGGCCCACCUCUUGAAGACCCACAUGACCUGGGCCAGGGGCAAGCUGGCUCCGAAGAGGGAGCAGAGGAAGAGCCGUCCGCAACACUGGUGGAUUGGGACCCUCAAACUGGCAAGCUGUGCAUCCCUUCCUUCCCUAGCUUUGGCCAAGACCCUGUGGACUACGGACAUGAUGAGAGAGAGCAGCUCUGGGAGGAUGGCCUUUUGUCCAAACUCUAUGAGAACCUGGCACCUGACAAGUCAGGGGAUGAAAUUGAAAAUUAUCUCGUUCAAUUUAUGGAGGAAUGGGGGUUACAUGUACAAAUGGAAAGCUAAUCCCAGACUUUCGGUUGACUGACUUCUCCUGUGACGGGCCAUGUGCCUGUCAACAGAUGAUUGAACCAUCCCAGUGAGUGAACCCUGGAGUAGGUCAACCUGUGUUCCGAUUCUCCAGCAUCAGAAAUGACUUUCCUGUCUCUGUUAAUACUUGGCUUGGCUGGCCCUGCCUUCUCCAGGUGGUCGGCUUUUACAGGACCAUCUUCCUGAU
Messenger RNA from Phodopus roborovskii (desert hamster), 1798 nucleotides. RefSeq names its product interleukin 20 receptor subunit alpha (gene Il20ra). Bases 106 to 1587 code for a protein of 493 amino acids. Gene Ontology annotation, molecular function: interleukin-20 binding. NCBI's taxonomy places the organism in Eukaryota, Metazoa, Chordata, Mammalia, Rodentia, Cricetidae. The transcript is spliced from 7 exons. The record is from RefSeq and is a predicted model, not a curated record.